Messenger RNA from Haliotis rubra (blacklip abalone), 1973 nucleotides. RefSeq lists its product as uncharacterized. The coding region runs from base 1 to 1836 and encodes 611 amino acids. Lineage: Eukaryota; Metazoa; Mollusca; Gastropoda; Lepetellida; Haliotidae. The transcript has 13 exons. The record is from RefSeq and is a predicted model, not a curated record.
AUGUCACUGGGAGACCUUGACACCUAUGUUGAACAGGCUGAUGAGAUGGGCCACAAGCAGACCAAACCUAUGCCUGAUGUAGACACUGAGCUGCUGGUCACCUCCAGGUUCUCUGCACAUCACAUGGAGAUGAUACAUUAUCCUAAUUUGUUUCCAUGUGAGCUGCUACACAAGAGCCUGGUGCAGCUCCUAGCGUUCUCCUCCAACCCGGGGGAGACGUCCAUCAGCCGUGCCUUCAGAAGGGUCAUGAAGCAGGUCACCCCACAGGUGUUUCAGCCCGGGCAGGAUAUCUUGAUGAAAGGGGAUGAGAGUUCUGGCAUCUACUUCAUCAUGGAGGGAACCGUUGCCGUGGUCACUGAGAAUGGGGAGAACAUCAUUGCAACCUUACCUGCUGGUCAGUUUUUUGGUGAGGUGUCAACAUUGUUCAAGCUUCCUGUGACUGCCAGGGUCAGAGCUGAAAGUCUGUGUGAAUGUCUGGUCUUGGAUGUGGAGAAUGUGAGGCAGCUUCUACCAGACAGCAGGAGGGCAGUGGACAUUAUCAACUGGUUUGUGGCCAAGAAGUACAUCCCUACAUCCACCCACUUGGACUCGGGCAGAAUCUACAGGCGAACACUGCUGUUUUCAUUGCAAGAGCUACCACUUUUUGAAGGCUGGUCUGAAGCUUCACUGAAAUACCUGAUCCUGUCAUUGUCAUCUGACAGCGUCAUUCUGUAUCCUCGUGCAUCCUUCAUCACCUGUGUUGGAGACCCAUCCAACAUCCUUCACAUCCUACUCAGGGGAGGUAAGUCUAGAUCUACAUCCUUCAUCACCUGUGUGGGAGACCCAACCAACAUCCUGCUCAGGCGGAGGAGAGGUAAGUCUAGAUCUACAUCCAUCCUCUCAGGGGGAGGUAUGUCUAGAUCUAUAUCCUUCAUCACCUGUGUGGGAGACCCACCCAACAUCCUUCACAACCUGCUCAGGGGAGGUAAGUCUAGAUCUACAUCCUUCAUCACCUGUGUUGGAGACCCAUGCAACAUCCUACUCAAGGAGAGGGCUGUCAUCUCAGGGAAGUCUGGAGUCAGGGUAGAAACAACAGCUGAGAAAUUCCCCAUUGUCAUUGGGGAGGCAGGUUUAUUUGUAAAGAAGGCAAGUGUACUGAAUGUGAUGACGGUGACGCAGUGCCAGGUGGUGUCAAUCUCUCUGCAGCAUCUGACAGAAUGUCUAGAGCAGGACAGCACCGACACCAGAGCACUCUGGGACAGGAGGACAGAGUUGUGGGAGAGUUUUGUUCAACAUCGGGAGAACCUGACCAACGUACACCAGGACACAGUGCAGUAUGAGGUGACCUUCCAGUUCCUGUCCAACUCCUCCCUGUUCAGGAACUCCACUCUGGCCCUCCUGCAGCAUCUGGUGUUGGAGUCUCAAGUCCUGGGUCUUGCUGAUGGGGAGAUGGCCUAUACCCAACACGACUCAAAACAGCGCACAAUUCUUCUAAUGCUGGAAGGAAGGCUGGAGGUCACAGAGCCAGCAGCUCCUCAGUCACAGACAGCUGGAUAUCUCACACCGGCUGCCGGUUCCUCACAUAGGACUGGUGCAGCCUCACCAGCAGGUGCAUCCUCACCAACAGGUGGUUCUUCAUCACAGAGAGCUGGUUCUUCAUCACAGAGAGCUGGUUCUUCCUUACUACCAGUAGGUGUGAACAGGACAGUGACACAGGGCCAGAUCAUUGCCAAAGUUCCAGGAGUCUCUGCCAUUGUCACUUACAAAAGUGUGGGCAAAUCAUCUGUCAUCAAAUUUCCCACACCAACCCUCAAACAGGCAUUAAUGAAGUUUGCUGCAUUGAAAGGCAAAAGCUGAUGACUAUUUGAUUGUGUUAUCCUAGGAACAUUAUUGAUGGAGGAUUUAACUUGUCAACUUGAAACAGCAGCGUGUCUUCAAGUACAUCAUCAGCUAGUUGUCACUAUGGCCCUAAAAUAGUACAUUCUUGUAUCUGA